GUGGGGGAAAAAAUUUGCGGUCCAGACUUUUUUGGUCAGGGCGUGGGCGCUAUGGGCCUGAGGCAGAGAGUGGGCCCAGCCGUCGAUGCCGUGGAUAGCAGAGAUGGCAGCAUGGAAAACUCCACCUCCAUCCUGCGCCGGAGCACCUCUUUCCCGUUUUGGUAAUUACAUGCACGCAGGAACGACGCCGGGCAUAUCCAACGAAGGAGCGAAGGGUCCAAGCUCGAGAUUUCCCUUCUACUUCUUCCAUACCCGCUCUGGUAAGUAAUUUCGUCUCUUUUUUUUCCUGAUAUCAUCAUCUGCACUGGCAAACUCUGGCUAUGGUAGGUUGCAGGAAAGCCUGGAGCAGCCUAGCAGCCUGCCAAGGCACCCUAUUGGCUCCAGCGCGAGGGAUCCUGAGCUGGAGCCAUUUGACAUGACAGACACUAGGGCUGAAAGCAAGGCUCUCUGCUCUGUCCUGGUGCCUGGACAUUGGUGUCGCGCAUGGCUCUCGUAACCCGCCUUAGCCAUGGCCGGGAUGAUAUUUCUUCGCUUUGCUCCCUCUCUUACCCGUUCCUGAUUUGAACAUAAAGAACCCAGCAACCCAUCGGAAUCUCAUACUUGCCUACCGUCCAUGAUUAGUCCUCGAGCUCAUUAGCAUACUUAUUUACCUAUCGCAUGCCCUUGCGCGAAUCAGCCACGCAACUCCCACCAUGAAGACGAGAAAGGCAGCUUCUGCCAUGAAGAAGGGAAAGACAGAUCCCGCCAUGAAGAAGAGGAGAACAGGUCCCGCCAGGAAGAAGAGAAAGGUCAUCACUCCGGCGGCCAGUGCCAACCCAAACUCGGAUCAAUGUUCCAGCGCAGACGAGGCACGCCAUUCCCGCAUCACUAUUACCGACCUCCCAUCUGAGGUGAUUGUCAUGAUCGCCCGCCAGGUCGAGGCGCCGCAUGAUCUAGUCCAGUUGGCCGUGGCGCUCGGGCCCGAGCUAGAACAGCUCGUCCAACCUGAGAUCUUCGCUGCGGAUGUCAUGAGGUAUCUCGCCCAUGCCCACGAAGGACCUGACGCCGGUAUCCCUGCGAUCUUGCCGGAAAAGGAUACGAACAAGCCAUCAGCGCUCAUGUAUGGAGCAAAGAGCAGGAAGCCCCACAUCUGCCAUCUGGCCCUCGACGCCUUCGAACGUGUCCAGAAGCGCCAUCCACAGUGGCGGCUCGUGAACUACCUCCACGAUCUCCCCAUCUCGGAUCUCCCCAUCUCGAAUGUCUUGGAAAAGGCAGAGACUCAGACAUCCAUCCGGACAUGUGUACGCCGUGGCUUUCUGGGCGUCGUCAAGCGACUCCUGGAGCUGGCCAGCGCCCAUGGGUUACCACUACACCACGAGGCCGUGUCGGCUCCACCACGGGCAAUGGACGUCAAAGCCAAUUACAUGGGCCUAGUCCAUCUUUGGAGGUCCAUGCUCCCUUCGAACAGUCCUCUCAGCAACGCCAUCCCCUAUAGCCGUCAAUUGGACGACGCGGCUGUUGAUGCCAUCCUCUGCGGCAGGCACCUGACCAGCCUGGUUGUCGACGCCAUCAUCUACUGCCAAGACGAGGUCUUGGAGUAUCUAGUCAUGCGGGGCGCCAGCGCUGUCGUGGGGAUACCUUCUCCGCUGAACGCGAUGCUCUGCACCGGCCGGAUCGAAGUAUUCCAGACUCUUUCGCUCGCCCGUGAUUUCCAGGUCGCGAUCAACACCUGGAAACCCGAGAGCCCCACGGAGCGCCAAGUGCAUGAUAUAGCCACCUACCAGCCCCACCUGCCAAAGGACGAACUGAAGCUCUGUGAUCAACAAGGGCAUCUUUUCAAACUGAUGAUGAUACACGGAUACCCUCUAUCGGCCACGAAGUUCGAGAAUAUCCUCACGAGCGACAAAGACCCUCUCCGCGCACGCGCCAUUGCUGCUGUCGAUGCUGAUUGCACGGAAUACUGGGGCUGCCGUGUGGUCGACGGGAAGCACCAGUUCUGGUCACAAAUGCUUCGAUUUCCCCUGGUGUUCUAUAGAAAUAACUAUGCACCAAGAAGGUUUCUUGUCCGCUGGAUCGAGGGCGCCUUGCCACAUUGGGACGGCACGAAGGCCUGCAAAUGUAACUUGCAACCCAAUGGCCAGGGCAACCGGAUCAUGCGGACCCGCGAAGGCUUCUGGGAGAUGAUCAAGGCCUGUCUCGCUUGGGGGCUCAUCUGUACGUUCUGGUUUUCGGGCGACCAGCCUUAUUCCUUGGACGGUACCGGUCACCGCCUCACGUACAGAAAUGACAUCUCCCCGAAUAUGGGAACCAGGCAGACCAUAGACGAAACCCGUGGCUGGAUCGAGCUGGUGUGGAACGGUAUGAAGAAGCUGGGGAUGACCUAUUCAGGAGAGGAGACGGCGGGACUCAAGAGCAGCUUCGCCUUCGAGCUCAUGGAGCAGAGGCGCAGACAAUUUACAUACGGGCUGAAGUGCCCACACGAACCGCAGAUGAUGACGACGGCGCAAUACGUCUGUGUCUUGCGCGCGGCGUUUGAAUAUAAACGUGGCAAGCUGGAUCUUUACAAGAGGCUCAACGUGGAGGAGGAGGUUGGUGCUGAGAAGUUUUAUGAUUGGUAGGAAAUGGCGAGACAUACGGAGGGACACGGUACACGGGUGCCGCCAUGGUAAAUAGCGGACACUGACAAGAUAGAUAUGUCUGUAACAAUAGAGGUACAAGUUGGCGUUGUCAGAACCGCAGACUUUUCUCUGGAUGGCAUUCCUAGUACCGUCACAGGCACCUUUCC
Messenger RNA from Gaeumannomyces tritici R3-111a-1, 2764 nucleotides. RefSeq lists its product as hypothetical. The coding region runs from base 693 to 2597 and encodes 634 amino acids. The record is from RefSeq and is a predicted model, not a curated record. The transcript has a single exon. Lineage: Eukaryota; Fungi; Ascomycota; Sordariomycetes; Magnaporthales; Magnaporthaceae.